Penicillium longicatenatum is the source of this 1506-nucleotide messenger RNA. RefSeq lists its product as uncharacterized. Gene Ontology annotation, molecular function: RNA polymerase II cis-regulatory region sequence-specific DNA binding; DNA-binding transcription activator activity, RNA polymerase II-specific. Gene Ontology annotation, cellular component: nucleus. The record is from RefSeq and is a predicted model, not a curated record. The coding region runs from base 1 to 1506 and encodes 501 amino acids. Lineage: Eukaryota; Fungi; Ascomycota; Eurotiomycetes; Eurotiales; Aspergillaceae. Gene Ontology annotation, biological process: regulation of transcription by RNA polymerase II. The transcript is spliced from 3 exons.
AUGGCCUACGAAACGACUGAUGAGUCUCCUGAUAGGUCGUGUACUGGCGGUAGCUUUUCAGAUACCAUCGCAGAUGGAAGUGACGGUCCGUCCGCAGAAACCGAGAUAUUCCGCUUUCGUUCUAUUCUUCAAGCUCCGACUGCAAUGACCAACGAAAAUGGGGAUCCUCCCUUGACCUACCUCAAUAAGGAACAAGUCUAUUACCUUACAAUUCUGGACUCGACGCCACCUGCAACAAGUGACAAGGUGAUCACAUACCGGAGUUUUGUUCGAAUCUCUUUCGAUCUUGAGCAGGCAAGGUCAAGCCCAGCAGCCUGCUGGAAAUUGUGGAAGGAAGGUCGAGGUAUGAAUCCAGAGCAACCACAAGAAGAACCAGCCUGUGCUGUUGAAUAUGCAGGCGGAGAUAGCCCCCAUUUCAAAAUUGAGCAAAAAUGCUUUGACGGAUUCUGUGUCACUUGGACUGCGGAUCCCUCCGCCGGCUUCAAUGCAUGCCAUAUACCGAUCUGGUUUAAUUUCUUAUCUACGGACUUUACGCGCUCCAAGGGGGUAAGGGGAAGUCCCGUUCGUCUCUGUGCUAAGACAGAGCAACAGACAACAUUUGAUAAUCUCCAAACUUCUCCAGAGUCGGAAGUUUGUUUUUGCAAAAUCCAAGUCUUCCGAGAUCACGGCGCGGAGCGAAAACUGUCCAAUGACCAUGGCAACCUGCAGAGGGGGAUCGGGAAACUGAGAAUGCGAAUAUCAAAUGCAGAAAUGGGAUGGGGUUCUAGAAAGCGCAAGCGUGGCAGGCCCGAUGUGAAGAACUUGAAGGGGUUGCCACCGGACUGUGUACCAGAGCAACUGAGCCAAGCUGGUUUACGGUCGAAAUUGGUUGGGUUUGAGAGAAUGGCGCUUUCCUCUCGGUCGUCGACUGUCCUUACACUCCGCGGGGACAAAGAAGAUGACCCUGACCUGUACCCGAUACAUUUGGUGGAUCAUGACUGUUGCAUCAAGACGACGCCUGUUGAGAAUCCCACUGAAAUAUCCACCAGGAGUGACGGUUCGGAGAUUAUGACGCCCCCAAGUUCCGUUCACUCAGGUACAGAGACUACGGCCACACCGCAACUGGUAGCUGAGGAUGAUCUAUCUGUCGGAUACAUCAAGGUAAAUCGUAUUGAUUUGACCGACCAGGUUCUGACGGGUCGUCCAAAACAAUCUUCAUUGCCUUUACUGACAUCUUUAGUUGCAUGUUUUUACGUUCGACUCUUGGAAGAUGAUAUCCACGAAUACUAUCGUGCGAUUUAUCUGUCGGAACGCACAGCCCCAGAGCUGGUAAAAAAGAUUUCCGAGAAGUAUGAUAUUGAACCAGUUGACAGCUUCAACUUGUUUCACAUCAAUGAAAAAAAGCUGAAAAUCAUGGUUGAUGAUGAAUUUGUGCAGCAAAUGGCAGAAGGCCAGAACAUGAGUGUUGAGCUUCAUCAAAAUGCAGAUACAAGUACAGGUGCCUGGGAAAUGUGGUUAUUAUACUGA